Messenger RNA from Carassius auratus (goldfish), 2463 nucleotides. RefSeq lists its product as uncharacterized. The record is from RefSeq and is a predicted model, not a curated record. Bases 104 to 1150 code for a protein of 348 amino acids. The transcript is spliced from 6 exons. NCBI's taxonomy places the organism in Eukaryota, Metazoa, Chordata, Actinopteri, Cypriniformes, Cyprinidae.
GUAUGAGGCGGCAGCCAGCCUUUCCACUGAGUGGUCUUGUUGAUAUUCUGCAUGCCCGUGGGUUCUAACAUCUUGUUCUCUUUGAGGGUAAAUAAGAAUCAAGAUGGGUUUUUCUGGCAAAGGCUUUCCUAUGGAUGCGAAUGGAGACUGGCCCUCCAAAAAAAUCAGGAAACACAGAAGUCGUGAUGUUUCACCUGUACCAUCGCAUUUCUCAGAACCAGCCUCAUUCCUUCAACACAGGGAUGUAAUUGCCAGCCUUCCGUAUCUCCCUGGUGUAAUGCGGCCACUCAGGGAUGAAGAUGAUGAUGAUGAUGUACGGAGUCAUAAGAGCUUGCCAGCAGUAAUGACUGGAAAAACCCUCCAACCCAGAGACAAGAGGUCAUACAGACAUUCUGAGAAUCACAAGAUAUCUGGUUUACCUCCUCUCAUAAGCACCAGGUGCAGUUUGAUUGUGAAAGGCACUGGAUGCAAAACUGUCCCCAAACUCCCACCAAUCACCAAAUCCUGGAAUACUUGGAAGGAAAUAGACCCCCCAAGACCACCUUGUAGGUCUGGAUGCAGGCCCGACAAAAUGGAAUUCAGUUCAGCUAAACCUGUUCAUGCAUUAAUGCAUCCAAAAAUUGUACCUGCCGGGCAGACGUCUCUCUCUUUCAAGGCGCAAGGAAAUGGGCCCUGCUUGCUUCCUGCCAAAGCCUCUGGAGUGUCCCUGAGAUCUCGACUCGCUUUCCAAAGUCCUGUAGUGCAGGCAGUGUACCCUAUCAGUCCUGACACCAUGCAACAGAUGAGGCAAACUGACAGAGCGUGCCAGCCCCUGAGGUCUGUGCUGAAAAAAGCACCAAACGGUGGAGUAUUUGACUGGCCAAUGGCGGCCCACCUGCUGGAGCCAUUUUCUGGGUUCAAGGAGCAUCUGUGCCGCCAGAUCCUACAUUCUCCACUGCCUUAUCUUGCAGCUCUGCCACAGGUCCACUUUCCUUGUCUCCAGGACCAGGUUGAUCUGUUGCCUACACACAGGGGCCCAUAUGGUUCCCCGAUGGAACGCACCGUGGAGCUGUGCAACUCCCAAGGACAGAAGCUUCCCAAAAUCACCAUGACUUGCCCAACGCCUUCUCCAAAAUACCUGUGCCGCACGGAAUUUCGGCAUGCGGCUUAAAGGAACAACCAAGAUGGAUGCAGAGUAAUCUGUCAUGCUUAAUGGGGCUUUAGUGCUGCUCAGUGCAGUUCAAAGUUAAUAUUGCUCCGUGCACAAAGGAUUGCAAAAAGAUCACCAAAAGUUCACCAAGAUCACCAAUUCAUUUUGUUCAGAGGCAAUAAAGCCAAAACAGACAUCUGUGCAAUCUCUUGGCACUUUUCCUGAUUGCUUAGAGAUUAUUAGACUCACGGUCAUAAUGUACUCCUGUGCACAACUCAAGUUAUUGCUGUAUAACCAGUCAUCUUUCAUCUGGUUGCCAUGAAAGCCCUAAGGAUCAUUAACCUGUAGGAACUGGACCCUGGGGGCUGACCUGUUCUGCAGGUACAGGAAGUGCCUCUGAGGAGCAUUAUAAAGUCAUGCCGGACAAUUUCCUGGGUGUGAAGAUCCUGGGGUAGGAAUCAUAUGUCUGUCUUACUGAGGAGGAAUGUAAUCAUUUUUUCUGCCCUCUACUUAGUUUCCAGGGCCUAUCUUUUUUUAAUCAAUACUAUUUUCUCAGUUGAGGAGAAUCUACAGUGUGAUGGGGGGCCAAGGUCCAUCAUAUAAUCUUCUAUAGUAUCUGCCAUGUUUUGGUACAAGAAUGUGUAUUGUUGUGUAUAUGUACAUGUGUAUUUGCUAGAAGUACCAUUAAUAGACCUUUGAUAGAGUAAUAUUGACUUAUUCAAAGAAGUCACCCUCAUUACAUCACCUACUGUAGCAGUGGUUGGGGAUUAUUACAAACUCAGGUACUUGUUCCAAAUUUUUAAGUGAAUCUUUCAGGAGCAGAAUGUGUUUAAAGCAAUAUAAUACGUUACAUUUAAAGUUGCAUUAUAAAAAUGAAUUAUUUUAAAUUGAUUAGUUGUCAGGAGAUUCAUGUUCAUUGCACAUUUGAUCUGAAGUGCUACCAUUGCUCCCAACAUCGUUGCCACGAGGGAAACUUGUAUAAAAAGAAAGCAAUCAGUUUGUUUUGAAAAUUUCUUAAUAGUGAAUUGAUUUUGAAUUAAUUUUUUGAAGAUUAGAAGAAAAUUUAAAUGAGGAUAUGUUGAAUAUUUGUCAUUGCUUCAGUGAAUUUGCAUUCUAAAGACAUUUUGUUACACUUGCUCUUUCCCCAACCCUUCAAUUAUUUACCAUAUAUAAAGCUGCCAUGUCAUUUAAAAGUCAGAUCUAACCAGAACGCUUUAUAAUAUUAUAGUUCUAUUGUUUUACUUUUAUUUAGACCAAUACUGUUGAGGAGGAGAGUUUGUAAGUGAUUUCUAAUGAUUAAAGGGAUAUGGGAACGUGUUCAUAUUAUUGAUAAA